ACCUGCCUUUGCCUUGCCUGCCCGCGAUCCUUGACUUGGCCAUCUGCUAAUUUAUCUAUCCAAAAGUUCCUGUCCUGCCCUGUCACUUUGAUGCCGAUUGUUUUGAUAAAUUUGAUCAGUUUGCAGCCCCAUUAGAUUUUUUGGCUUGCGCGGGCAGCUGUUUUCCUGGUUGUUGGUUGUUCUCAGUGAUACCGUGACAAUUGCCCCACGUUCUGUGCCCGCUCUACAACAGCUUAAAGCCAACCAGCCAAUUCAAAGACAGCGCUCUUUGGAGGUGUUUUGUCGAAAGACACAUUUCCCUUUUCAACAAUCUGAACUUAGCACAAAGUACGGCGACAGCCCUAACGGACUGAAGAAAAAAAAUGUCAGAUGAUGAGGCCGACCCCGAACUCGUCGAAUUGCUUCGGCAGCAUAUUCAAGGGCGACUCAGGGUGAGCGAGGAGCCUGAGACUGGUGUUCUUCAAGACGCCGAGUAUGUCUACGACAACUCGAUCGACGUCGCCGUGGAUAUGCGUUCGACCAAGAACGCCGCAGCUGCUAUCUACGACGCGAUGCAAAAAAAAUCGUAUUCCACCGCUACCUGGAGUGAGCAUGAAUUGCACCCAAAGCCUGAUGGCGGUGAGGCCACUGUCGCUUUCAUCUUUACCAUGGACCUGCUCAACUUCAGUUUCUGGUCUGAACUGCCGGAUGAUAAGCGCUUUGCCAUCGAAUACCGCGGGAAGAAGUGGACAGGUUACUGGAGUUUGGUGGCUGCUCUGCAGAGGGCAUUGGAAGAGGGGAUUCCCAUCACGAGUUCCGAUUUCUGGCAAAGCGAGGAUGAAUGUAAUCUGGAGGUUUUGAAGCAGGUUUUUCGCUCCGCCACAGACGAGGAGAUGCCUUUGCUCGCUGAGCGUCUCUCUUGUCUCCGUGAAGCAGGCCAGGUCCUAUACGAAAAAUACUCGUGCAGUGCAGCAAAUAUCAUUGAAGCCGCCGAUGGCUCGGCAGCUCGAUUCGUCAACAUCCUGGCUCGCGACUUUGCCUGUUUCCGUGACGAGCACCACUUACCAGGCGGUCGUCGGAGACCCGUUCGUAUCCUCAAACGCGCUCAGAUCCUAGCCGCGGACCUCUGGGCUUGUUUUCAGGGCGAAGGCCCGUACGGCAACUUUCGAGAUAUUGACAAGAUCACCAUGUUUGCCGAUUAUCGUGUACCGCAGAUUCUGUGCAGUCUGGGCUGCAUUGGUUACAGUCCUCCUUUGGAUGUCGCUAUUAAGGAGAAGCGAUUGUUGGAAGUUGGGGGUGUUUGGGAGAUGCAGUUGAGAGCCUGCAGUAUCUGGUGUGUAGAACUUUUGCGGAGAGAAAUCCUGCGGACGCACCCAGAUGCCAAAGUCAACGCCAUAUUGAUCGAUUUCUUCUUGUACGACACGAUGAAGGAAAAAGAGGCUGCCGGCCAGGAAACGGUACCACACCACAGGACGAGGAGCAUAUGGUACUGAAAUCAUAAGCAUUAUCAUUUCGUUUCUGUAGCGCUGAGCUACAUGGAUGCGGGAAUCUAAAAUGUUCCCUAGUCAAUACCAUCAUCUCACGAACAAGUAACUUUACAAGACCAAAAGCAAUUCCUUCGCCAAACGCCCGCCAAACUGGAAACUCCAAGCCAUCAACCAAAACAAAAUAUGGGACAACAAAAUCCUCACGAACUGCCAACUCCUAUCGCUGUUGAGUUCAUGAUCUCAUCAAUGUAUGCUCUCUGGCUGCCCUCGUCUUGGCCAGCAGCUUCCUCGUGUACUAGAACAGCAAGUGCCUCAAUUGGAGGGUUCAGUCCCAAACGCUGGGCACGCAUCCACCUCCUCUUGCGCGAACUACCAAUGCAUGGCUAUAGUAAUGGUUGCCUUGGUUAGCAGUCAAUCACUCCAAGGCGGACUGGGUAAUUAUACUUACUCCAUACUGUGAGCUAACAUCAAAGUAUCUCAGCACCUUCUCGCCAACAUCGAGGUCUUCUUGAUGUACCCUUGGUGCUAAUCUCUGCGCCUCUAGUUCCUCCCAAUACUUGUUGAUUUGUGCGCUGGUGAUCUUCUCGGCUCUGAUCUCAACUUCUGAUUUCUCCUUGACAACCUCGACUGGGGCCGGGAUCUCAAACUCCUCCUCCUGCUCCAACUGGAUCUCCGGCACUGGGUCGACUUUCUUCUCCGAAAGUAGUUCCUUAACCAGCGGUG
Messenger RNA from Pyricularia oryzae 70-15, 2189 nucleotides. RefSeq lists its product as uncharacterized. NCBI's taxonomy places the organism in Eukaryota, Fungi, Ascomycota, Sordariomycetes, Magnaporthales, Pyriculariaceae. The record is from RefSeq and is a predicted model, not a curated record. The transcript is spliced from 4 exons. The coding region runs from base 363 to 1472 and encodes 369 amino acids.